AUGGUUCUUGGUACAGGGUGUCCUUCAGUGUGGAGCAGGAGGAGAAGGAAGGAGAAGGGAAUGAACUGCUGGUGGAGCUGGAGAGAAAGGAGGAGAAGAGAGAUCGUGAAACCAGCCUCUGGUUCAGCAAGGAUAUCUUCUCCGAGUUGGACCUGGAGGCUGACGCAGAGUCCGAAAUCCGCCAGACCCAGAGGCUGCAGGACCGGGAGCCCGGCGGAAAAGGCAGAAAGAGGAAGGCCCCGGAGGAGCCUGCCCCUGCCGAACAGGAACAGGAACAGAAGGGGAAAUGGCGGGGCCAUCCCAGGAAGCGGAGCAGGUGGCCGGGGAACAGGAGAGUGCCGGAGUGAUGAGAAGAAGCACAGACGGAAGCCUGUGCCCGUUACCAAGGAGAUGGUGGAGGAGUACAAGCAGCACUGGAGAGAGAUCAACGCCCGGCCAAUCAAGAGGGUGGCUGAGGCCAAGGCCCGCAAGAAGAGAAGGAUGCUGAAGAAGAUGGAGCAGGCAAAGAAGAAGGCGGAGGCAGUGGUGAACACAGUGGACAUCUCAGAGAGGGAGAGGAUGGCCCAGCUGAAGAGCAUCUACAAGAAGGCGGGCGCGGCCGAGGAGAAGUGGGAGGUGACCUGUGUGGUGGCCAAGAAGGGGGCGGGCCGGAGGGUGCGGGGGCCAGCGGGGGUGAAGGGCGUGUUCCACGUGGUGCAUGGGAGGAUGAAGAAGGACAUGAGGGGUCUGCAGCGGAAGGAGCAUAAGGGGGGAAAGGGAGGAAAAGGAGGAAGAGGCAGAGGGAAGGGAAUGAAGGGGGCUAAGGGUCACCCAAAAAAGAAAUAA
Messenger RNA from Conger conger (European conger), 825 nucleotides. RefSeq names its product pre-rRNA 2'-O-ribose RNA methyltransferase-like. Gene Ontology annotation, molecular function: methyltransferase activity. The coding region runs from base 1 to 825 and encodes 274 amino acids. The record is from RefSeq and is a predicted model, not a curated record. The transcript has 7 exons. Lineage: Eukaryota; Metazoa; Chordata; Actinopteri; Anguilliformes; Congridae. Gene Ontology annotation, cellular component: nucleus. Gene Ontology annotation, biological process: rRNA processing.